CUACAUGCCUAUGAUGAGGUAGAGAGAAUGUAACAAAGGACUGGCACAUAGUAAGCACUGGUGGCAUGCGGCUCUGUCCUCCAGCGUGUGGGCUCUGUGUUUUUUCUCUCUCUCUCUCUCUCUCACACACACACAUAGGAAGCCAGGCUCCCCUCUGCCCUCAGUUACCCGUGGUUCACAAAAUAGCAAAUAUUAGGAGCACUGGAAUAGGAGCUCUCCAUCCUGGUUUGAGUCUUUCCAGCUGGGGCAGUUUAGCCUUUGCAGAAUUUCUCAAGGGUAACAUCAGCAUAACGACCUCUGUCUGUAAGCCCGUGAGUAGAUACUGUAAAGUGCUGUGCUCAUGCGAGGGAUCAGGUCUGACUUGGGAAACUAAAAGCAUCUUCAUGGAGCAAGGGUGCUCCUCCAGUGGGGGCGCUCAGUGAGUUCUGCGGUGUGGGUGACAGUAUUCUUGUGUGGACACUCAUGUGUUGAUUGGGGUAAAUGGCCCUCUUUUGCCUGGUUUUCUGCCUCGGUCAUUGUGCAUCUGCUGACUGAACCUGCCUUUCGGUCCUAGUAAGGUACAGAUUUCAGGAAAAGUGUACCUGGCCCUGGGGGUGGCCCACCUUUGUGUGACGGCUUCAAGCACAGUGUGUCUUGAGGGGGCCUGACUCCAUCUGAAAAGUGCCUGUCUGGAUGUACCUGUCUAUAACCAUGGACCUGCCCUCCAAGUAGGAGCUGUGGCGCGGUGCCUUCCAGGAGUCUGAGCUAUGAGUGGCCCCUGUGGAGAGAAACCUGUCCUGGAAGCCAGCCCCACCAUGAGUCUGUGGGAAUUUGAGGACAGCCACAGCCGUCAGGGCACCCCCAGGCCGGCUCAAGAGCCAGCCGCUGAGGAGGCCUCGGCUGUGGAAUUGCAGAUGAAGGUGGACUUUUUCCGGAAGCUGGGCUAUUCAUCCACGGAGAUCCACAGCGUCCUGCAGAAGCUGGGCAUCCAGGCAGACACCAACACGGUGCUGGGCGAGCUGGUGAAACACGGGACAGCCACCGAGCGGGAGCGCCAGGCCUCACCAGACCCCUGCCCUCAGCUCCCUCUAGUCCCGCGGGGUGGUGGCACCCCUAAGGCUCCCAACCUGGAGCCUCCACUCUCAGAAGAGGACAAGGAGGGCAGCGACCUGAGACCAGUGGUCAUCGAUGGGAGCAACGUGGCCAUGAGCCAUGGGAACAAGGAGGUCUUCUCCUGCCGGGGCAUCCUGCUGGCGGUGAACUGGUUUCUGGAGCGGGGCCACACAGACAUCACAGUGUUUGUGCCAUCCUGGAGGAAGGAGCAGCCUCGGCCCGAUGUGCCCAUCACAGACCAGCACAUCCUGCGGGAACUGGAGAAGAAGAAGAUCCUGGUGUUCACACCGUCACGACGCGUGGGUGGCAAGCGGGUGGUGUGCUAUGACGACAGAUUCAUUGUGAAGCUGGCCUACGAGUCUGAUGGGAUAGUGGUUUCCAACGACACGUACCGCGACCUCCAAGGCGAGCGGCAGGAGUGGAAGCGCUUCAUCGAGGAGCGGCUGCUCAUGUACUCCUUCGUCAAUGACAAGUUUAUGCCCCCUGAUGACCCACUGGGCCGGCACGGGCCCAGCCUGGACAACUUCCUGCGUAAGAAGCCACUCACUUUGGAGCACAGGAAGCAGCCGUGUCCCUAUGGGAGGAAAUGCACCUAUGGGAUCAAGUGCCGAUUCUUCCACCCAGAGCGGCCAAGCUGCCCCCAGCGCUCUGUGGCAGAUGAGCUCCGUGCCAAUGCUCUCCUCUCACCCCCCAGGGCCCCAAGCAAGGACAAAAGUGGCCGGCGGCCUUCACCUUCAUCCCAGUCCAGCUCUCUGCUAACAGAGAGUGAGCAGUGCAGCCUGGAUGGGAAGAAGCUGGGGGCCCAGGCAUCCCCAGGGUCCCGCCAAGAGGGUCUAACACAGACCUAUGCCCCAUCAGGAAGGAGCCUCGCACCUAGCGGGGGCAGUGGCAGCAGCUUCGGGCCCACAGACUGGCUCCCGCAGACCCUGGACUCACUCCCGUACAUCUCCCAGGAUUGCCUGGACUCGGGCAUUGGCUCCCUGGAGAGCCAGAUGUCAGAACUUUGGGGGGUUCGAGGAGGAGGCCCUGGUGAGCCGGGCCCACCCCGAGCCCCGUACACGGGCUACAGUCCCUAUGGAUCUGAGCUCCCAGCCACUGCGGCCUUCUCUGCCUUUGGCCGGGCCAUGGGUGCUGGCCACUUCAGUGUCCCUGCCGACUACCCACCCCCGCCCCCUGCCUUUCCACCUCGAGAGUACUGGUCUGAACCGUACCCACUGCCCCCACCCACACCAGUCCUUCAGGAGCCCCCAGUGCAGAGCCCAGGGGCUGGCAGGAGCCCGUGGGGCAGGGCAGGCAGCCUGGCCAAGGAGCAGGCCAGCGUGUAUACCAAGCUGUGUGGUGUGUUUCCCCCGCACCUGGUGGAGGCUGUGAUGGGGCGCUUCCCGCAGCUCCUGGACCCCCAGCAGCUGGCUGCCGAGAUCCUCUCCUACAAGUCCCAGCACCCCAGUGAGUAAGCUGCCUGCGGCUGGCAAGGGCAGCACCCCCAGCCUCCAAGGGCCAUCAGGCUGGGCCUUGGGCCAUCGAGCAGCCCAUUCCCAGCCCUGAGGCCCACCCCGGAGGCUGGACAGAGGGAGGAUUCAAGUCGGGAAGGAAACCCACAAACCAAAGAUACUGUAGGAUUGGUUCUGGCCCAUGCAGCACCUCUAGCUGUCUGCCUCAGUGGGUCAGAAGCGAUCACCCUGUUGAUACACAUUGUAUCUCUGUAGUUUAAGGAGACGCUGCCGGUAACGGCGUCAGUCGGUGGCUGAGGCCCAAACCGUCUUUUCUCUCAGAGGGUGGGGAGGGAGGUGGGGGCAGCAGAGGCCUGGGCUGGGUGCCCUGUGCACGCCACCCCACUUCCGCCCUACCCCUGGGACGUUGGCCUUGGCUGGCUAGUUGGGCACCGUGUGCCUGCCCUCCAAGGGCCUCCUCUACGCCAAUGAGGCCUCAUCUGUGCUCUCGCUGGGCACGUGGCUUCAUGUCAGUAAGCAAGAUGCUUCUUAAUAACCCACCUUCUGCCCCACUCUGUUCCUUAUCCUGCUGCCCCUGUAGGGGUCAAGAGCCCUCUGUCUACACCCUCUUCUUCUCCUCCAUCCUUUAUUCAGAGUCAUCUCGCUCUUCCCCACGGGUGGGGGAACCUGUGUAUGUUUGUGUGCACAUGUAAAUUUUAAAUAUUUUAAGCAGAAAGUCCUUACCUCCUGUAACACAUCAAUAAAGUACAAUCAUUGUGAGCCCUUUCAA
Molecule: messenger RNA, 3312 nt
Organism: Pongo pygmaeus (Bornean orangutan)
Lineage: Eukaryota; Metazoa; Chordata; Mammalia; Primates; Hominidae
Gene: ZC3H12A
Product: zinc finger CCCH-type containing 12A
Exons: 6
Coding region: 747-2546 (599 amino acids)
Biological process (GO): 3'-UTR-mediated mRNA destabilization
Cellular component (GO): nucleus; cytoplasmic ribonucleoprotein granule
Molecular function (GO): RNA endonuclease activity; mRNA binding
Source: RefSeq, a predicted model, not a curated record